Molecule: messenger RNA, 1078 nt
Organism: Monodelphis domestica (gray short-tailed opossum)
Lineage: Eukaryota; Metazoa; Chordata; Mammalia; Didelphimorphia; Didelphidae
Gene: MAJIN
Product: membrane anchored junction protein
Biological process (GO): homologous chromosome pairing at meiosis; meiotic attachment of telomere to nuclear envelope
Cellular component (GO): nuclear inner membrane
Molecular function (GO): DNA binding
Source: RefSeq, a predicted model, not a curated record
CCCAGCCUGGGGGCGCAGGAGGGAGCUCAGCCCCCCUUGGUCUCCGUAGGCUGGCCGCAGCCAUGAGUCUCAAAGACUUCACCUACCCCGUCCCGGAGACGAGGUUUCUCCACGCUGGCACCAACGUGUACAAGUUCAAGAUCAGAUACGGCAGCAGCAUCAGGGGGGAGGAGAUAGCGGAUAAGAAAGUCGUCAGCCUGGAGCUGGAGGACUCCAUUCGGGCCGUCCUGGGGAACCUGGACCACCUGCAGCCCUUCACCACGGAGCACUUCAUCAUAUUCCCGUAUAAGAGCAAAUGGGAGCGGGUGUCCCACCUGAGAUUCAAGCACGGGGCGGCUCUGCUGGACCCCUACCCCUUCGUGUGCACCCUCUACGUGGAGAUGAAGUGGGUGCCCGCUGGGACCCCCAGAGGAGGCCAUGAGCUCCCACGAGCGGGCACCCACGAGGAAGCAGAAGUGGGAGCCGUGGCGGUCAAGAGGAGAAGACUGGAAGGGGGCAACUUCCCCUCAGGACAAGAGCGGGGCAGGGCCGUGAUGGGAGCUUCCAGCAGGAAGAAGCCCCCAACUCGCACCAGAAGGAACCAGCCCGGAGAAGCUGCCCUGGAAGCAGAGGGCUCGGACGCGGCGCUCCAGGACCCCGGUGCCCUGGAGGAGUCUGGGUCUACUCCGGCAGACCCAAAGGUGCGCCCACCUCAGCCAAGCAGUCCACCUCCCCCCGAGGAGCCCCCCAAGCAAGGCCAUACUGGAUUUUUUGGCUUUCUGAGCUCCAUCUUCCCAUUCAGCCUCUUCAGCAGGAGAGGCAGCCAGUGAGCCUCGUGGAGGACCGCCUGGCCGGGCCUCGGCCCUGCUCCCCGGCCCGGAGGGAGGAGAAGGCCGAGGGCGCGCCGGAGCAGCCGCACGUGUCUCCCCACUUGUCCUUGGCAUCCCCAUGUUUGUUCCGAGUCGGGCGGCGGGCAGAUGAAUGAAGAGAUUUGUUCCUUUCUGGUGCUUCUCGAGGAGGUUUUUAUUGCCAGUCUGGGUCUCGUCUGUGGCGCUCAGGGUCCAACGACACCUUAUUGAUGAAGAAUUAGUGACUGAAC